Vitis vinifera (wine grape) is the source of this 1462-nucleotide messenger RNA. Its product is annotated as probable WRKY transcription factor 7. Gene Ontology annotation, biological process: regulation of DNA-templated transcription. The record is from RefSeq and is a predicted model, not a curated record. Gene Ontology annotation, molecular function: DNA-binding transcription factor activity; sequence-specific DNA binding. The transcript has 3 exons. Lineage: Eukaryota; Viridiplantae; Streptophyta; Magnoliopsida; Vitales; Vitaceae. The coding region runs from base 139 to 1182 and encodes 347 amino acids.
UUUUUAUCUUCUUGAGCUUCUUUUCAACAUUUGCUUUUCCCUCAUCAAUCAUCUUCUCCUUCUUUGUCUUCUGCAACAUCUGUCUAAUCUCUUCUAUAAUAGCGGGAUCCGGGGUUGGGGUCUUGUGCCCGUUCAGACAUGGCAGUGGAGCUGAUGAUGGGGUACGCCAACGAUAGUUUUGCAGCAAAAAUGGAAGAUAAUGCUCUCCAGGAAGCUGCGUCUGCUGGGAUCCAGAGCGUUGAGAAGCUUGUAAAGUUGCUAUCUCAAUGCCAGCAACAGAAGCAGACCACAACCUCUCUGGAAAUUGAUAUUGAUUGCACGGCUGUUGCGGACAUGGCCGUCACCAAGUUCAAGAGGGUUAUUUCGUUGCUGGAUCGAACAAGAACUGGUCACGCUCGCUUCAGAAGGGCUCCUUUGGUGCCUCCUCAACAGCCGCCCCAAGAUACCGACACCCCAGUUCCUGUUAGCCAUCACCAGCCGGCUGAGGAUAAACAAACCUCUGUUUCUAAGAUUUAUUGUCCAACUCCUGUUCAUCGUCUCCCUCCUCUCCCUCAUAACCACCAACCUCACCACCAUCACCAUCACCAUAGCCCCAAUCUAAUGUUGCCCAAGAAGGUAGCCAUAGAGAAGAAGGAAUCUAUGACUACAAUCAAUUUCACAACUUCUCAUUCAGUCUCUGCUCCCAACUCUUUCGUAUCAUCGUUAACGGGAGACACCGAAAGCGUCCAACCGUCUUUAUCGUCUGGGUUUCAUAUUUCGAAUCUAUCACAGGUUUCAUCUGCGGGUCGGCCUCCUCUUUCCUCGUCUUCAUUGAAGAGAAAGUGCAGUUCAAUGGACGACGCAGGUGCCAAGUGCGGAUCAUCUUUUGGGCGGUGUCAUUGUUCUAAGAAAAGGAAAUUGAGAGUGAAGAGAGUGGUCAGAGUUCCUGCAAUAAGCACCAAGAUGGCUGAUAUUCCACCGGAUGAUUUUUCUUGGAGAAAGUAUGGUCAGAAACCUAUCAAAGGUUCUCCGCAUCCAAGGGGAUAUUACAAGUGCAGUAGCGUGAGAGGGUGCCCCGCACGCAAACACGUGGAACGGGCUCUCGACGAUCCGACGGUGCUGACUGUCACCUAUGAAGGCGAUCACAACCACUCUCAAUCAAUUACGGACGCUACUGCAGCUCUCGUUCUCGAAUCAUCCUAAUCCCUAGUGGCUAUCACCCAAUGGUGAAUAUCGUCCAGUGAAGAGACAAGAAACAGAGGAUCAAGAAGCAGUGAUGCUCAAUAGUCAAAAUAUCCAAAGAGGAUGAGUGUCUAUGUUAGCCACCUAUACAGUACAUAAAUUCCUUAUCUUUUUUUUUUUUUUUUCUUGAAAAUCUUUUAGUUGUGUUUACGAAAAAAAGAAUAGAAAUAGAAAAGAGAGAAGAUUGUGGAUUUGGUGGGGGUUUGAAUCAUAAAAGUAGUGCGUGACCUCUUUUCUCUUU